Messenger RNA from Mya arenaria, 1290 nucleotides. Its product is annotated as GTPase IMAP family member 9-like. The transcript has 8 exons. The coding region runs from base 197 to 1111 and encodes 304 amino acids. Lineage: Eukaryota; Metazoa; Mollusca; Bivalvia; Myida; Myidae. Gene Ontology annotation, molecular function: GTP binding. The record is from RefSeq and is a predicted model, not a curated record.
UGAAGUUUAAAGUUGGCUGUAAACAAGUUAAGAUAACUAAGUGAUCAUUUUUAGUCUUAAAUAUUCAUUGCGUUGGAAAUGGCUUGAAGAUGACGAGUACUUUACUGCAAGUGAAGAUGAAACGUUUGAGGUGCCUGGGCGCAGACUUCAACAAGCUUCUGAUGAAAAAUACAUUUAUCAAAGAGAAGACGAGAAAAUGGAAGUGUCUGGGUGUAAGCUUUAUGAAACAGAAGUGGCGCCCGGCAGUGUUUCUUUCGAAGAUAUACGCUUGUUGCUUGUCGGUAAAACUGGGCAUGGAAAGAGUGCAACUGCCAACUCCAUUCUAGGACUGCAAAAUGGACAAAAUGGAAGCUUCGUAGAGGAAAUGAGUUCCAUGUCAGUAACGGAAGUUGUUACACGAAAGAAAGGGUUACGUUCUGGAAGAGAAAUUGAAGUUGUAGAUAGUCCCGGCUUUUGUGACACAAAACUUACAGAAAAUCAAAUCAGAGAAGCAGUCCUUAAAGCUAUAAUUUUAACAUUGCCUGGAUUCUCAGCUGUUGGUUUUGUGUUGAAGCCAGAACGUUUUUCUGAUGAACUAGUUAAGGCCGUUGAACUUUUUAUCGAAUUAUUUGGACCCAAUGUCAAGAAUUUUCUUUUUAUCAUUCUUACACACACGCAGGACGAAGAAACUGCAGAAAAGUACUUAACUGAUUGUCAUGAAUCACUCGAAAAAUUGAAAACUCUUUGCACUGGAGGGAAAGUUGUUAUUAUUGACAAUGACUGUAAAGAAAAGGAAAAGAAAGAUCAACAGGUACAAAGCAUUAUAGAUGCGAUCGAUAGCAUCAAACGGAAGAAUGGAGAUACUUUCUUUUCAAACAAAUCAAUUGAGGAAGCAACAAGUUAUGCAUUGCAAUGCAUCCCGAUACAGGCGGUAGAGAAAACUGAUGCAACAUCCGAUGACCAACUUGUAACAAAACGGCUGGAAAAGUUCAAAGAAAAGAUCGAAAAUGAUACAGACGGAGUCUUUUUCGAUUUCCUAAAUUACAUUCGUAUUAAUAAAACAUCGCUGCUCGCAAUUGCACUUGCCGUUUAUGUUGGCUUAAUGGAAGUUACUCAAUGCAGCCUUAUGUAACCUUCUCAAACAUUCGCAAGGGCAAAGUUUCAACCCAAUAUAUAACAUUUGUGACAUGUAGAACUUGGAUAAAAUGUAUGCUAGGCCAGCUACUUUAUGUGAAAUGAAUUUGUGUGUGGGUCAGUCAAAUAUUUGCUAUGUCAAACUAACCAUAGUUUAUCGACAUCUUGGGCCUUAGA